Closterium sp. Naga37s-1 is the source of this 972-nucleotide messenger RNA. NCBI's taxonomy places the organism in Eukaryota, Viridiplantae, Streptophyta, Zygnematophyceae, Desmidiales, Closteriaceae. The record is from the annotation of a GenBank genome assembly.
AUGGCGAGCGGAAACAGCGGCUGGGAGCCCAACAGGUCUAACCAGCCUCCGCCGGCGCCACACGCGGCAGCGGGACCUUCGGGGUCAGCCCCGCGCGGACCCGCGCCUCUGCGCGGAGGCGCGAUCGGCGGAGCUGCGCCGCCGGGCGCAAGCUCCCGCGCAGCGGCGCAGCAGUUCAGCCGGCAGUUCACGUCCAUCAUGGCGCAAGCCAGCACGCGCCACGCGCACGCGCAAGCGCAGGCCGCCGGCGCGCAGAGCCGCGUCUUCGGCGGAGGCGCCGCGGGCGCGUCGCGGGUCUUUCCGCCGGGCGCGGGAUCGACGCGGCAGUUCCAAGCGGGAGGGGCUGGCGUAGGAAGCUUCGCGGCGGGAGUGGGGGGAAGCUUCGCGGGGGGUUCCUUCGCGGGUGCCAAUCCCACCAGGAUGUUCGCGGGGCGGACCAGAGUGCUUCCGCAGCCCGCGCCGGCAGCUGCGGCGGCGGCGGCGGCGGCGGCUGCAGCGGCUCCGCCUGCUGGCGCGGCGCGGGGACUGACUCCGCAGCAAAUGGCGAAGAUUGAGGACAUAUUUAGCGUGUUCGAUACGGACAAGUCGGGAUCUAUCGACAAAAUGGAGAUGAAAUUCGCCAUGGGUCAGCUGGGCAUCAACGUCAGUCAGGAGGAGUUCGAGGAGAUCUUUGCAACCAUGGAUCGCAACGGCGACGGGUCGAUAGAUUUUGAGGAGUACGUUGCGGUGAUGAGCGGUUACAUGGGCGAGCAGAACAUGCAGCAGGACCUGAUCGCCAUGUACCAGCUCUUCUCUGAUAAGCGAACUGGAAAGAUAUCGCAGCGCACGCUGAAGAGGGGCGUGCUGGACCUUGGGAUUGUCUUUUCGGACGACGAGAUCAGGGGCAUGUUCUACAGUGCUGACGUGGAUGGCAACGGCGAAAUUGACAUAGAUGAGUUUUCCCGCAUUGCUGAGGUGGCAGGGAUUUGCUGA